AUGCACACGAAGCCGAAGAGGGUCGAGAAAGAUAUCGGCAGUGCAGGCGGCGGCACUGUUGACGUCGUGGAGGAGCUGCCACCAUUCCCGCAACCGGAGGGGAUCUUCACACGGGGCACCCACUUCCAUCCCAAGCAGUUCCUCGUCACUCUCGAGGCCAUGUACGACGAGCUCGUCGUGCGCGAGAAAUCUGGUGGCGAAUGCUCAACGGAGUAUGGAGCAUUUGCAUCCAUGAUCGUAAAGAGGCUGACAGUCACAGCAGACGACGGCCCCCUGUUCGAGCUCUACAGUGUGUUUCAGGUGCCCGAAACGGAUUUCUGA
Fibroporia radiculosa is the source of this 321-nucleotide messenger RNA. RefSeq lists its product as uncharacterized. The coding region runs from base 1 to 321 and encodes 106 amino acids. The record is from RefSeq and is a predicted model, not a curated record. Lineage: Eukaryota; Fungi; Basidiomycota; Agaricomycetes; Polyporales; Fibroporiaceae. The transcript has 2 exons.